GGUGAGCGCUACAUGCUUGCGAUGCGCCACAUCAUCUACGUGUUGGACGAAAUCGAGGAUAUAACUGGGUCAAGUAUCUCGAAGAGCGACAUGCUGGACAGCUUCCGAAAAGCUGACGCGAGCGUGGCACAGAGUAGACAGCAUGCACAUGAAGCCGGGACUCUCUUCGAAUCGAUUGAAAGGCUAUCAGAAUGGGUAGAGAGCACGGAGGUGAAGGUCACUUGGUUCUUGAGGGAUUCGAAGUAUUUCAUCAAUACCAACGUGCUUCGUGGAAAACUUCACCUCGAUCAAUGGGACGACCCCUUGAACGACGCAUAUCCGCCACCUGGCCAAAGCAGUCAUCCGGACGGAAGUCCUCUCGUCAUUCCCACAGAAGAAGAUGCUCCUGCGGUACUUGGGAUAUUGCAGACCAUGCUCGAUCUCAUGAAAAAGCAACAGGAGAUCCUCUGGCCAUCGAUAGAUCGCAGUGCCGACGCCGAGUCCAUGCGGGAGAGAAGUCGCGAUUAUGAGGAAAGGAUCGAAGGAUUCAUGCAUUUCAUCCUUGAGGGUAUGCAUCCAGACAAACUACGCUCAUUCGUUCACACGUUGGCGAAGACUCCCGCAGCCCUAUCUGAAUGGAUGUCAAGACUUACUCAACCUACAGUCGCUCAAACGACAACAGAUCCAGGUCCGGACGAUUCACAAACUAAGAGCACCACUCCAAUGCGCUUCGACGAAGUCGUGCGAUCGCUCCUGGAGAGUGAAGAAGGUCAUGGUCUACUGGUGACACCGUACCACGGCUCGAAGGAGACUGAUGGAGAUUCGCCUCGCUCGACGAUCAGGGUGAAGUGUGAUUGUUGGCCUGAGUGUACGAAACGGAAGAUUCAUCAGUCUUGAGGAUGGUUUGUCAUCCGGUCUGUAGUACGUGAGGGCAAU
Molecule: messenger RNA, 915 nt
Organism: Stereum hirsutum FP-91666 SS1
Lineage: Eukaryota; Fungi; Basidiomycota; Agaricomycetes; Russulales; Stereaceae
Exons: 7
Coding region: 13-876 (287 amino acids)
Source: RefSeq, a predicted model, not a curated record